AUGGUGUCUGCGUUGAUCCACUCUGCAGAUAAAACCCGUUUGGACGAGGCCUCUGGGAAAUACUUGGGAAUGUACACAUUCUUGCGGAACUCGGGGUCUUUCUGGAUAUACGACGAGAUCAGCUCGCCGUUGCGUUUCUCGAUCUCGAAGUUCACCUCCUCGGUCAUCUUCUUGGUAACAUAUCUCACGGUCGGCGUCAACGGCAUGUCAAACACCCACUCACAAACCUUCAUCACAAACCGGUACGUGGCCAGAUCCACCCACAUCUGCUUCGUCACGGCCUCGUGCUGGAUCUUGACCGCAACUUCCUCGCCAGUCAACAGCUUCGCCUUAUGCACCUGCGCCACAGACGCACUAGCCACAGGCGUCUUAUCAAAGGACUCAAACAACCGUUCUCUAUAG
Molecule: messenger RNA, 402 nt
Organism: Ogataea philodendri
Lineage: Eukaryota; Fungi; Ascomycota; Pichiomycetes; Pichiales; Pichiaceae
Exons: 1
Coding region: 1-402 (133 amino acids)
Source: RefSeq, a predicted model, not a curated record